GUGGCAGUCACGAAGUAGCAUGGCGGCGACCAAGCUCAUCUCGACGCUGUACAUCGUCUUGCUCCUCACGGCCUGCCUCCUGCUCGUGUACCUCGUCAUCUUCUUCCAGCAGGGCUGGGAGGCUGUCUUCAUCAACGACGUGCUACUCGUGCUGCUCUUCGCGCCGGCGCUGCUGCUGCUCACGCUCGUGAGCUUCACGUCGCUCCUUUUCACCAAGCACCCGAUGGUCACGUCCAUGCCGCUCUUUGCGAGCUGCGGGCUCUGGGCCAUGCUCGUGCUGUUUGGCAUCUCGGGCUCGCUGGACGCGUCGCGCACGAUCCGCCACGCCAGCGCAGUCGAGGCCGCGCCGUCCCACGAGCUGCCGCUCAACAGCACGUUUGGCCACGUUGACAUGCCACGCCAAGCGCGCUUCGACCACAUCUUUUGCGACGCCCAAGGCCACAAAAUCUGCGACGCCUUUUCGCUGACGACAACUAUCGCGCUUCUCCAACCGCGGACGCCGUACUUUGGCAACCUCAGCACCGCCGACGUCAUGGCCCUCUUCCCGAACGCCCCGACGCUUGAGGCCGUUUGCGCGAGCGGAUUCGCGAGCGAUGAGCUGCCGCUGCUGCCAGCGCUCUGCGGACGUUGCAGCGCACUGGACAAGGCGACCGCCAAGCUGGCAGACGUGCGCGACUGGCUGCGUGCGCAGUGCCCGCUGGAGGUCGGUGAUGUUCGCGCGGUCUACUGCGCCGUGUACAGCGUACCUGGUGUGUGGAGUCGAAAACUCUACGAGGAGACGCCGCACCCGUUCCAAGGCGAGUGCUACGGCGCCAAGAUGGCGGUGCUGCGUCGGGACCACGUCGAGGGCGUCGGCUACGUCGCGCUCUUUGCGCUCCUCGUGACAUUGGAGCUUGUCUGGCUCAACCGAAGGGUUGUGCUGGACCUUGUCAAGCCGCCUCUCCACGACGAAUCGCUGAGCCGCCCGUCGUGGUCCGAGAUCUCGUGAGCAUUGUCGUAUUUUAGUAGCUUAGUCGUAGUGGAAGAAUAGUCUAGUACAAUACAUUUAUUGCUGUCGCACGCG
Molecule: messenger RNA, 1063 nt
Organism: Saprolegnia diclina VS20
Lineage: Eukaryota; Oomycota; Saprolegniomycetes; Saprolegniales; Saprolegniaceae
Exons: 1
Coding region: 20-988 (322 amino acids)
Source: RefSeq, a predicted model, not a curated record